Messenger RNA from Brassica oleracea var. oleracea, 1536 nucleotides. RefSeq names its product xyloglucan galactosyltransferase KATAMARI1 homolog. The record is from RefSeq and is a predicted model, not a curated record. Gene Ontology annotation, molecular function: glycosyltransferase activity. Lineage: Eukaryota; Viridiplantae; Streptophyta; Magnoliopsida; Brassicales; Brassicaceae. The coding region runs from base 25 to 1536 and encodes 503 amino acids. The transcript has a single exon.
UUACACACGAGUAAAAGACAAUAGAUGAUGAAACCAGUUCCAAGGCUUCGGCUGUUCAUCUCAGUUACUUUUGUGUUAUGUCUGUUCGUUGUGUUUCAAAUCCAUAAAUCAGAUUUGUUCGGAAAAAAUCUCCAAAUCACUCAUCAAGUUAACAACUUCUUCAUAUCCAUCGCUUCUUCUUCACACCAUCAAACCCAAAACCUCACCAAAUAUUCCAACGAGAGUGAUGGAAACAGAGCAAAACAGCCCGAGUCACAAGCAACAGAUACUUGUGCCGGAAGGUACAUAUAUAUGCACGAUCUUCCAAGCAUAUACAACGACGACAUCAUCAAAGACUGUCGACCACUCAUCAAAUGGUUUGAUAUGUGUCCCUUCAUGGUCAACUCCGGUCUCGGUCCCCAGGUUUUAGAGCACGCUAACAAGACAGCUCAAGUCUUAACCACCGAAACCGGUUCUUGGUACUCAACAAACCAGUUUUUGCUAUCGGUUAUCUUCCGUGAGAGGAUGAAACACUACGAGUGUUUGACGAACGAUUCAUCUCUAGCCUCAGCGAUCUACAUCCCAUACUACCCGGGAUUCGACGUGAGCCGUCACCUCUGGGGAUACAAUACAACAGUUAGAGACGCACUGGCGACAAAGCUGUCUCGGUGGCUUAGAGAGAGACCCGAGUGGAGGAAAAUGCACGGUCGAGACCACUUUUUUGUAGCCGGACGGAUCGGUUGGGACUUCAGGAGAUGUCCGGAAGAUUCAGAGUGGGGAAGCAACCUGAUGUGCCUGCCAGAAUUUUCUAACACGACGAUGCUAUCUAUCGAAACCACUGCUUGGACCAACGAGUUUGCGGUUCCUUAUCCGACUUACUUCCAUCCAAAGAGCUUAACCGAGGUUCGGAUGUGGCAGAAGAAAGUCAAGAGUGUGAAGAGGAGACACUUGUUUUGUUUCGUUGGAGCACCAAGGCCGACCCUAGAUGGAUCCAUCAGGGGAGAGAUUAUAAACCAGUGCCUUGCAUCUCACGGUAAAUGCAAGUUUCUUAACUGUAAUGAACCAGGUAACGAUUGUGAUAAUCCGGUUAAGAUAAUGGAUGUGUUUCAACGUUCGGUUUUCUGUUUACAACCUCCUGGGGAUUCAUAUACUCGAAGAUCGAUAUUUGAUUCGAUUUUGGCCGGUUGUAUACCGGUUUUCUUCCAUCCCGGUUCGGGUUAUAAGCAGUAUAUGUGGUAUUUUCCUAAGGAUUAUACCAGGUUUUCGGUUUACAUACCGGAGAAUGAAAUGAAGAAUGGAACGGUGAGUCUCAGGGAUUUGUUGGGUAGGAUUGAUAAGGAGAGUGUUUUGAGGAUGAGGAACGAGGUUGUGAAGAUUAUACCGAGGAUAGUAUACAGUAAACCGGGAUUGGUUGGACCAGAGAAGAUUGAUGAUGCCUUUGACAUUGCAGUUGAUAGGGUUAUUGAGAGGGUAGCAAUGGUUAAGAGGAUGAUGGGAGAAGGAAAAGAUCUUCAGAGUGAGUAUUCGCAAACAAGGGAUUUGAAGAAACUUGAGUGA